This is a messenger RNA of Paralichthys olivaceus (Japanese flounder), 3970 nucleotides long. RefSeq names its product bromo adjacent homology domain-containing 1 protein. Lineage: Eukaryota; Metazoa; Chordata; Actinopteri; Pleuronectiformes; Paralichthyidae. The record is from RefSeq and is a predicted model, not a curated record. Gene Ontology annotation, molecular function: chromatin binding; transcription cis-regulatory region binding. Gene Ontology annotation, cellular component: chromatin silencing complex. Gene Ontology annotation, biological process: heterochromatin formation; negative regulation of DNA-templated transcription.
GGGGUGGAUCCAGUGAGAGGCGGCCCCCCCUGGCCGCAGUUACGCGUGGAUACGCCUUUAAAAGGCUCACCAUGUUGCCAUCACAUGCUCCAGCGCAGAAGUAGGAUGAGGAUGUCCUCGUUAUGUAAAACGCGUUUGUUACUUAUAUCGUGAAGGCGCUUGUGAGAGUUUCUUGUUGUUGGGAGGUUCGUUGACUUUACGAGGCAGGAGGAGCCGCCGUGCGUGUGCCCGUCCGUCAGUGUGCUGCGAGUUGUUGUUCAGCAGCGAACACACACUGACUGGUGCGCAAACUGAGAGCAGCCGUGUGUGUUAAUGCCAAGUGACGGAUAUCAGCGACGUGUGUGUGUGUCUCCGGCGGCUUCUCUCGAGCCUUGCAGCCGCGUGUCGGUGCAGGAGGAGCGGAUGUAAAAAAAGAGAAACCUCCGCCUGCUUGCGUCGGGAAGAAGCGCUGCCUCUUCUUCUAGCGAGUUGUUCGCUCUUCCUCUCGUCGACAGCGAAGGGGUCCCCUCGAGUGUGGAGGAAAAACAUCGGCCACAGUCGUGUUUAUUUCCCCCAGUGGAGUGAAGCUGCGUCGGUUAACCAGGCGGCCGGGGCGGACUCGCCUCACCUACCGUGGCCGUGUGGGGGGAAACAAGGUGCCCGGACUCAGGCUCCUCUCUCGCCGCUGACAAGCAGACGGAGACGGUGGCAGCCACGCACAGCUACGUUACGGCCCCGUGGAGAAGCAUGUGAUGACUCACGCAAGGCAGAAGGGUUCCCUCAGGCAGAGCCGCAGCAGUGCUGAGUGGUGGGACAACUGUCCUCUUGGGCCACAUGGUGGCACUAUGGGCGGCACUGGGCCUGAGCGCUCACUCAGAUUUGGCAGGACAAAGAAGAUAAGUGACGUCACCAAAAUGGGGAAAGAAAUGGGCAAGAAGAUGACUCACAAGAGAGGGAGAAGAGAAAAAUCUGAUCAGAACAGGAAACUCGACCGACGGCGCAACAAAAAAUUGGACAGGAAGUUGUAUCCCUUGAGAGGGCGGGCUGGGGGUUCAGGUGAGGAGGGGCUCAGCUGCCACGUCCUCCUCACCCGAUUAGAGGAAAGCAUCCGUGAAAAAGAGAGUUCUGAAGAAAAGAAAGGAAACAAUGCACGUCGACAUUCAGCCCUGAAAAGUAAACCCAAAAAAGGGAAACGCAACGAAAGAAAAGAGGCAAAGAGUUCACCAAAAAACAAAUCAAAGUCAGUUAGCCCAAGUCAUGGGGAGGGUAUUCUUGUCUUACAACCACGCAAGCGCAGGCUGGCCUCUCUCAAUGCUGAGGCAGUGAACAGUCUACUGCUUGAAAGGCCUUCUGACCCUCAGCCAGCAGCCAAACAGGCCAGGAGACAGAUAGAACCCACAAAUGGAGGGGGUUUGUCCGAUGCAGAGCCAACCAGAAGUGGUGUCCCUGGAAAUCUGAAGGCUUCACGAGGUAACGUCAGUAAAGUCUCCUCAUCUCAAAGACAUGAACUGUGCCAAAGCUCUAAGCCAGUCAAGAGGGCCAAAGUCAGUCGUGCUGAUGUGCGCAGGGAGAUGAGUCAGGAGAGUCUGGAUGCUCCUGCCCCCAGACGAUUGGCUGGACUCAAUGCCGCAGCCCUGCUGAAGUUAACCAGCUCCUCUGCUACCAGUAAACAGAGAUUAAAGGCUGCACCCACAGCUACUAUCACAUCAGACUGCAAGGCUCCGGCUGCAGUCUCAACCCCAAUACAGGACUCUAGAGUCAAACACAAACACAAAGGGCGAUCACAAAAGCAGAAGGGGAAGAAGGCCCCCUCCCCACACAGCGGUUGCACAGCCUGCAAGAAGAAGGCGGACUUUGAGCCCAAAGUUGAGUGGGAAACCAGCAACUGCACACAUAGACUGACCAAACCAGGCUACCAGUCACGCAGCAUGCUAGCCUACCCGCUUAAGCAAGUGAAAGAGGAGCAGCUGGAAACUGAACUGAGCCCAUACUACUGCUGUCCACCAGAGGGCUCAGUAGAAUACUGCCACCGUUUGGCCUUCUUUCUGGGUCAGCAGCCCUAUCGAGAAUCAGACGAACAGCCGCUUAACACAGCCAUGACCCCUGUGAAGCGCGAGUGCCUCGUAACCUCACCGUCCCUGACCCAUUCCCAUCCGCACACAGCCCUAACCCUCAGCUCCCACCCCUGCCUCUGCACCGCUGACCACUGCUUCUCCAGCUACUACGUCCACAUUGCCCACCCGACACACACUGGAACAACAUCACAAUCCCUGGCCCCGCGACCUCUGAACUUUGCCCAGUCCAGUCUGUGCCCUAACCGGAUGACUGGCUCCAAGCUCCUGGGUUCACGGAUGUCCCACAGCUCAGGGCUGGCUCACCCCGCCUACUGCAACUCUGUGGCUUCGCCCUGUUAUGGUGAUGCCUGCGGGAUCAAUGGCUACACCUACAGAGCCAUGCCUCCCGUCACCAGCAGGGGUUGCUCUUUCAGCACAGGAUGCACUGGAUGUACACACAGCAUCAAAACAGAGGGUUACACCUCCCCUCAGGGUGACCACAGCUCCUCCCUUCUGGUAUCCCCAUCCCUGCCUAUCUCCAGCUGCCCUCUCUCCAGCGUGCCCACCUCCACCCAGACUAAACCCCACCUGCUGACCCCCCUGUCUGGGCGGGACCAGCCCCAGGCCAGGUUAAAGCUGGCCAGGGAAUGCUCUCAGAGCACCAAGCCCUCCAAUGGCUCUCUGUCCAUAGGUCGCACACGUUUCCCUCAGAAAGAGUCUUCACCCGUGCCAAGCUUGACCAGCACCAAACAGAAGAAGAUCAGCCGCAGACGUGCCACCAACGGCUGGCGGCCUGUUGGAAUGCCCACUGAAAGGGAGGUCUUCAUUGCGGGGGAGGAUGAGACAGCCCUACGGCAGUGUUAUGAAGGAGUCGAGAGGGACGGUGAAGUGAUACAUGUCCGAGACACAGUGCUGCUACGAUCGGGCCCCAGGAAGAAAUCCCUCCCAUAUGUUGCCAAGAUAUCAGCGCUGUGGGAGGACCCCAAAACAGGAGAGCUGAUGAUGAGUCUUUUCUGGUACUACCGACCUGAGCACACCCAGGGAGGCCGAGAUCCCAGUGCACACUGUGAGAAUGAGAUUUUCGCCUCUCGGCAUCAGGAUGAAAAUAGUGUGGCCUGCAUAGAAGACAGAUGCUAUGUUCUCCCACUAGCCCAGUACUGUAGAUAUUGUGCCUUGGUGAAGCGGCGUUCCGAAGGUGCCCCAUCUGGCAGCGCCAGCAUGGUGCCCUGCCGCCCGGACUUUGCCCCCCCCUCCCACCGCUGUGUGCCCACAGACGUUGACCCCGAGCUGGUGUAUCUCUGCCGGCACGUCUACGACUUCCGCUAUGGACGCAUCCUGAAGAACCUCCAGUAGAGGGCAGAGGGUUUGUCUAUGAAUUAAUCAUCGCAAAAGUCCCGAAGGAGCAAACACCCCUGGUCUUUUCUGCUGGGGACCUCACAGUCAGAGGGAAGGGGGAGGAUGGGGUUGGGUUGGUGAUGCAAAAAGUGUUUUUACAAAGCACAGAUCCCUUUAGUCAACUACAGAGGGGGGUUACAAUGUGAUAGAUGAAUCUGUCUCAGCCAGGGCACUGAUAUUUCCUGCUUUGGAACAGUGAGGAGGGGACCUUUCGUCCAUCAGCUUGGAUUUUUUUGGCUUCCACAGCACUCCGAGGUUACAUAAAAGGUUGUGUCUCCCCCUCCCCUUUGCCUGCCAGGAAUGCUGAACACCAGGCUGAACUUGGCUACUGUCAGGACCGCGUUUCCCCCAAAGCAUCUUAGCACAACAAUCAUGUUUGUUCCAUUUGUAAACCAAUGGCUCAGGGAUGGUCUGCCUCUAAGGUGCUUCUGGGGAAGACAAGCCUGCACUGUCAGCUCGAUGUUAACGGUGUUCAACCAGCCAGGGUGGAGGAGCAGCUAAUGGACAGUGUCGUCUUAUUUCCCCUGAUUUGAGUUUGUCUC